Molecule: messenger RNA, 8439 nt
Organism: Cyprinus carpio (common carp)
Lineage: Eukaryota; Metazoa; Chordata; Actinopteri; Cypriniformes; Cyprinidae
Gene: vcana
Product: versican a
Exons: 25
Coding region: 220-7065 (2281 amino acids)
Biological process (GO): cell adhesion
Molecular function (GO): hyaluronic acid binding; calcium ion binding
Source: RefSeq, a predicted model, not a curated record
GUAAAUGGAUUUGAAUUCGCUGUUAGCGUUCACAUUUUGUGUCCGGACCACAGCAAGCAACAUAUGGUCCAGGGAGACUGAUCAAAUUGAGGAGAAGGAGAACACCCUUUUCCCCCGAUAUAAGGACACGUAUGAAGGUUUCAUGUGGACUCAUUUUGAACUGGGAUUAAGUAACAUUUAUUUUCGUUUGGAAUUAUAACUUUCAGGAAAGACAGGAAGAUGUUGCUAAAUAUAAAACACAUAUUGUGGUUAAUCUGCAUAUACCAGACAACGACUGAACCAGUUUCUAGCACGUUAUUGAUGAUGCGUCCUGUCAGCGGCUCGUUGUCUGGGAAAGUGACCCUUCCGUGUUACUUCUCCAUCAUCCCCACUGUUGGACCUAGAAACAGAAAUGCCUCAGGAACAGAUUACCUUCGCAUCAAAUGGACCAAAAUUGAGGGGGGUGUUGAGUCGACUGUUCUUGUCACCCAAAACGGCGUCAUUAAGAUCGGUUCAGGGUACAGAAGCCGUGUAUCUGUGCAAAGUCAUCCAGAAGACAUUGGGGAUGCUUCUCUGACUGUGGUGAAGCUUCGGGCCAGUGAUGCAGGAACAUACCGCUGUGAAGUGAUGUUUGGGAUUGAAGACACACAAGACACAGUCAAUUUGAAUGUUGAGGGCGUGGUGUUUCACUACAGGUCAAAGGUCAGCAGAUACAUUAUGAACUAUGCACAAGCUGUGCAGACCUGCAGCAACGUUGGAGCCACCAUUGCUACAGCAGAGCAGCUGAGAGCUGCACAUGAGGAUGGAUUUGAUCAGUGUGAUGCUGGUUGGAUAGCAGAUCAAACAGUGAGAUAUCCAAUCACUAGACCAAGGCCCGGCUGCUUUGGAAAUCUGCCUGGAAAACCUGGUGUCAGGUCAUAUGGCAAACGCAAGCCCACAGAGACCUUCGACGUGUACUGCUAUGUGGAUAAGAUUGAGGGUAAUGUUUUCUUUGCGCCCACACCACGUAAGAUGACCUUUGAUGAGGCCAAGGCUGAGUGUGAAAGCAUGAAUGCAGAGUUGGCCUCACCUGGUCAACUCCACGCUGCCUGGAGACAGGGCCUGGACCGCUGUGAUUAUGGAUGGCUGUCUGAUGGCAGUGCUCGCCACCCUGUCUCCAUACCCAGAAGUCAGUGCGGUGGUGGUCUGCUGGGUGUCCGCACCAUGUACCGCUACCGAAACCAAACAGGCUUCCCAGAUCCCAAUAUGAGGCUAGGAGCAUACUGUUUCAAAGGUUCUAAGCUUUUAUUCAACCAGUCCUCCUGGGUGGAUGUCACAGUUCAGAGUGGUAUCACUAUGGAGCCCACAACUGCAUUCUUCAGCACAGAGACCACCACAGGCCAGACUCUCUCUCCUGAGACCAGUCCCUCUCAUUCGUCACAGGCCACCUCUGAUGAUGUCCUUUCUCCAACAGAUGCCCCUUCUAUGUUUUCUACAAGCAUGGCACCACCAAAGACAAGCCACGACCCUGACAGACUAGAAUCUGCCAUCACACCUUUUGCGGAAUCUGAUGAAGGCUUUCUCACAACAAAACUUCCAGAUUUUGAUUUUAGUGAUUUUGACACUGAGAAGACUGGUGAUGAAGCAAAUGUUCGUGGAGAUGUGAUCAGUGGAGAACUUACUACUGCAGUUCCCACAGCCUCAGAGGAACCAGUGGAGGAGAUAGAGGACAAGAGCAUCAUUAAAGUGAACACUGUUCUACCUGACAUUUUACUCUCAGAUUCUCUAAGCACAAAACCAAUGUUCGCAGUCGGCAAAACAGAGGAAUCUAUCCUAGUUGGGGUUACAACAGACAGCGAUUUAGAAUCAGAGGCCACUGUACCGACAUUAGUAAACACUGAAGAAUCUGGACACAAAACUGAAUCGUCCUCACUUAGUGAGUCAAUCACAAAAUUACCAGCACAGAUUAUGACUCACACAGCUAGCGAGACCAGUGCUGGUAAAGGUGAAUUACACACUUCUACACAGAAAAAUCUAGCCAUGACCCCAACAGUCAGCUACAUAAAUGGCAAGUUUGAGGUGACACUUCAGCCUAAAGAUGUGGCAGAAGUUGUUAGAGGAGAUACGUUUGGAAAGACUCUGUUCUCCUCUGGUCAGACUGGAAAUUUAGAUGAGAAAUUAUCUGAAAGCACUGUUACAAUGAUAUUGGAGAAGACAACUGUCAAAGAUGUGCUGUCUCCAUUAGGUUAUUCUUCAAGUUUUCCAUAUACAGAGUCUGAAGCUUCAGGAGAUGAGACCUCUGAUAUGUUUAGCAAAGAGUUCACAACAAAGACUUUGUUCUCUUCUGCCCACACUAGACAUUUAGAUGAGACAUUAUCUGAAAGCACUGUUACAAUAACCUUGGAGAAGACAACUGCCAAAGAUGUGCUGUCACCAUCAAGUUUUUCUUCAAGUUUACCAUCUACAGAGUCUGAAGCUUCAGGAGAUGAGAUCUCUGAUUUGUUUAUCAAACAGUUCACAACAACAAGUUCUUCACUUUAUACUCCAACCAAAUCAGAUCAUGAACUUACCGAAACAUCAUCUGACAUGACAGAAACAAUCUCAGUGUCCAGCUCAACAGAUGCUGAAGCUACAAGAGCAGUAACCACAGAUACUCUAAUGGAGGAGAAAGAUCUGUCAGCAAAACCAUCUGAAUCCACAAUCAUUAAUGUUUCGGAGACUCUGUUCUCCUCUGCACACACUGGAAAUUUAGACAAAACAUUACCUGAUAGCACUGUUACAAUGAUCUCGGAGAAGACAACUGCCAAGGAUGUGCUUUCCCCAUCUAGUUUUUCUUCAAACUUGAUGUCCAUGGAGUCUGAAUCUUCAGGAGAUGACUUCUCUGAUAUGUCUAGCAAAGAAUUCACAACAACAAGUUCUUCACUUUAUACUCCAACCAAAUCAGACUAUGAAUUUACCAAAACACCAUCUGACACAACAGAAACAAUCUCAGUUUCCAGCUCAAAAGACACUGAAGCUACAAGAGAUCAGACAACUCAGGCACAUAGCAAAGAAACUCUUUCCUCUCUCGACUCUAUUGUAACUAGUGCUGUACAUACAAUUUCAUCACCAAAUUCUUGGGACUCUAUGGGAGAAACCGUUACAAGUAAAGAUGUUACAUCUCAUGCAGCAACAACCACAGCUACUCUGAUGGAGGACAAAUAUCUCUCAGCAAAACCAUCUGAAUCCACCAUCAUUGAUGUUUCAGAGACUCUGUUCUCCUCUUCUCAGAUGGGACAUUUAGAUAAAACAUUAUCUGAAAGCACCGUUACAAUGAUCUCAGAGAAGACAACUGCCAAAGAUGUACCGUCAUCAAGUUUUUCUACUGAACAUUUAGGUGAGACAUUAUCUGAAAGCACUGUUACAAUGACCUUGGAGAAGACAACUGCCAAAGAAUCUUCUGAGCCAUCAAGUUUUUCUUCAAGUUUGAUUCCCAUGGAGUCUGAAGCUUCAGGAGAUGAGACUUCCGAUACAACUGGCUUCACAGAACUCGACAAAGACAUCACCAUAACACAAAAUUCAAGCUCUAUCACAUCUGCCUUUGUAGAAAGAGAAGGCUCUGGUAUUGCAGAAGAUGACCAAGAAACUACUCAACUGGAUAGUUCUGGUGAAGAGGACAGACCAAACACUCCAAAAACCGACUUAAAUGGGUUUGAAUUAUCAACCAUAGAGGAUGACAAGGAAUUUACCUCACCAGGAGACCCUGUUGCUGAGAUAUACGAAACACCAACAACUAAGGCAUAUGAGGACCUAUCUGUAAGAACUGAUGAGGCAGAAGUUGAAGAGAUGGAGAAGAAAACAGAAGAUGGCAGUGGGGAAGACUCAACUGAAGGGGAUGGAGCAGAAGAUGAUGGAUCAGGUGAUGAUACAACCCUUGUGACAUCUUCACCUUUGCUAUCAAGCUCAAAGAUGACAGAAACAACCAUUAGCACGACACCCUUUAGCUCAGUCAAAAGUGGACAGUACAGUACAUCCGGAGUUGUUUCACAAGGGCGCACAACAAUUGAAAUGCAGAGUGUGUUUUCAAGCACAAAUGCUGAAGGUUUCACUCUGGUCUCAGUGACAGCACUGACAGAGCAGGAACAUCCUGGUGCUUCUUUCUCAGAUAUAGCAGCCACUAGCUUUACAGCUCCUGGAACACCAUCUGGUGUGAUAACAAACCACACUAAAUUGCCUUCUUUCGUGACUCCUCAAGAUCCUGUGUCCACCACUACUCCAUUGGUCUUCUCUAAGGACAGUGCUGAUCAGCAAAUCACUCCAACAAGCCCAGUCUUAAUAUUCACAGAGGAGGAGGAAGAUGAAGAUAAGCUGUUUUCAACUGUAACAGAAAGUAUGAGAGAUCAUAGCAUCAAACCAGAAGUUUUCAAUAAGGAUGAUGUGAUUAUUGAUGCAGAUACUUUGUCUGUUCUAGAGCAGUCUUCUCCCUUCGCCCCUACAAUUGUUACAGAAGAAGCAGCUGGGGUAACCCCAAUUGUCAUGACGGCACAACCCACAAGCUUUAUGACAGAGGAACCAGAGGGAUCUGGAAUGGAUGUCACUAAGUUACCUCAGUUACAUGUGUCAUUUGAAACCACAACAGACAGGUUAAUAGUUCAACAAUCCCAAUCAACCCCAGACAUCCUGCAGAGCAUUUCAACAUAUUUAGAAGAGGAAACACAAGCAACACAAUCUCCCGAGGCUACUGAUGCUGAUGUACCUGAACACACACAAGAUGGUCAGAUCUACACAGAAUCCACAGAACUUACAAUGAGACACUCAGGAGACACUUUGUCUACGGAUGAUUGUAUUUUAGAAACAUCCACUUUAACCCCCAUCCCAUCUCAAGUGUCCACAGACGGAGUCAUAGAAAUAGUCUCAGCUGAAGAGGACCCAUUUGAAGUUGUAUCAACACAAGAUUCCAAGACCAAAAACAAAACAAUGCCACCAAUAGACUUAACAAGAAAGACAACACCUCUGCCACUACAUACAAUAUCUUCUGAGGUGGAAGCUUCAAGUGAAUUAUCUGACCAAAAUGAACCUACUCAAACAACUAUGUCCAGUCACCUUUUCACUUCAUCCAUUGCUGUUACAAGUAGUUCUCUUUAUGUUGAUUCUGUUUCACCUGAAGAGGAAAUGAACUUUACUGGAGAUUAUGUAACAUCUGCCCCAUCAAGUUCUGGAGAAAGUGUUUCUUCACAACAUCCAGGUGAGAAGAGCUUCUCUACCUCAUCACCUGAUGCUGAGACAAGCUUUGAGACCACCUCACAGCCUGAUGUUGAGACUAGUUUUGAGACCACCUCACAGCCUGACAUUGAGACUGGUUUUGAGACCACCUCACAGCUUGAUAGCAACAAAAUUGACACUGGCUUUGAGACUACCAUGCAACCAGACAUUGAGAGUGAAACUUCUUUUGAGAGUGUCUCAAGAACUGAGAGUGAUGCUUCAGUCACCAGCUCACCAAACAGUGGAACAAGUGGUUCAGAGAGAAGCACAUCUGGGGAAGUAAACACCAUAUCAUCCAAUAAGCAUUACAUUACAACAAGACUUUCUGAUGUCACAGAUAAACCCACUGCUACAAGUGAAGAAAAAUUCUUGGAAGAAAGAGUUGAGCAUACGACCCAAUCCAAACAAAAUGACACAGGAUUCAGGACCACCACCCAACCUCAAUAUGAUGGUUCUGUAACUUCCAGUAGUUGGAAGAGCAGCUCAGAUGAGGAUUCAGUUAUUAUCCCAUCAUCUGAUGAGGUUCAGGCAGUAAUUCUGUCUACUGCAACAACCUCACCUUUACUUAUGACACCUGAGUCUGAUAUAAAGAUUGUCAGUAAAGAAACUGCCUCAAGGAAACAAGAAGCAGCUGUUCAGAUUGAGGAAGCUGUAACUCUUACAACUGACAUUCCAAUUCAUAAUGAAUAUCAGAUGACAUCGUUAGUACCUACCACCCAGAGUGAGAUUACAACACCAUUUCCCUCCCUUGAAGAUGUUUCUGAGGUCGCUUUGGUUAAAAGCCCACCUCCAAGUAUACAGAAUGAAAGCACAACACACAGUACAGCAGACCUUCCAUACACAAUGAUCGGGCAGACAUUUGAUAUUCCAGAUGUUCAUCCCUGUUCUGAUGAUGUUUGCUUGAAUGGAGGUUCUUGUGCAAAAAUAGUCGGUGAUCAGAUCUGCAGCUGUCCACCUGGAUACAGUGGUGACCAGUGUGAAAUAGACAUUGAUGAAUGUCACACAAACCCUUGUCAUAAUGGAGGAACAUGUAUUGAUGGCCUUAACUCAUUCACCUGUGUAUGUCUUCCAAGUUAUUCAGGAGCACUUUGUGAGCAAGACACUGAAACAUGCAGCUACGGCUGGCACAAAUUCCAGGGCCACUGCUACAAAUUCUUUCCUCAUCGGCGUAACUGGGACACAGCAGAGCGUGAAUGUCGCCUCCAGGGGGCACACCUGGCUAGUGUCCUGUCCCAUGAGGAGCAACAGUACAUCAACCGCCUUGGCCAUGACUACCAGUGGCUCGGUCUGAAUGAUAAGAUGUUUGAGAAUGAUUUCAGGUGUACACAAUUUGUGCAGUAUAAUUGUCUCCCUCACAUUAACUUUUUCACCUCUAUCCAUAUUCCUCUCCUGCAGCAAUAUGAAAACUGGAGACCGAACCAGCCAGACAGUUUCUUUUCCUCAGGGGAGGAUUGUGUGGUGAUGAUCUGGCAUGAGGACGGCCAGUGGAAUGAUGUUCCCUGCAACUACCACCUCACCUUCACCUGCAAGAAAGGCACAGUGUCCUGCAGUCAGCCUCCUCUUGUCCUUAAUGCCCGCACAUUUGGCCAGCUGCGCCCACGCUAUGAGAUCAACUCACUGAUCAGGUACCAGUGCAUGGACGGCUUCAUCCAGAGACAUGUUCCCACCAUUCGCUGCAGAGGAGACGGCACAUGGGAUUUGCCCAGGAUUUCCUGCAUGAGUUCCUCCAACUUCCAAAGGUCAUAUGCAAGGUAUCAAACAUACAGAGUUUUUCGCAGUCAUCAGAAGAGAUCAGCAGAAAAUUCUGUUGAUGCACCCCGACGACACCAUCACCAUGGUGUAAAACACAAUCGGACGCAACAAUAGUUGCUAUUUUAACACAACCCUUUUAAUGUAUUUUGAUAACAUAUGACGGAUCUGCCUUCUGGCUGAAAGAAAUGAUUCUAAAAGAAAAGAUUAUUAAAAGGACCAGAAAAGAGUGGAAUAUCACUGGAAUAAAACAGUGGCUUUUUAUCUUUUUUAAGAGAGAUGGUUUCUAAGAACGACAUAAAGGACACAUUCAGCUGGCCUCUGAAAACACAAAAAGAUUAUCUGACCUGCCCUCCAUCUGUUCUGCUUCUUUUUGGGAAUACACAGUGCUUUCGUAAUUUUUAACUCACAAUCCAGCUAUAAUAGUGCAACCUAUUUUAGCUUCUAAACAUAAUGGUACAUAUUGAUACACACUUUGCCGUAUGAUUCUAUCAAUCUUUCUUCAAGUUUACAAGAACCACAGGUGUAUGCAGACAUCCUGCUGCUUACUGAACAAAUCUGAAAAAAAGAAAAAAGAAAUCGUACAUAAGAAUGUGAAAAAAAUAUGUAUUUAUUUAGAGAGAGCGAGCAAUGGCUCACAUGGAGUCAGUUUGUUGUGGUACAAAAAGGCCAAUAAUAUAAUUAAAAAACACAAUAUGUUUCAAUACUUUUAAUACAUUGACUUUUCACUAUUGAAAGCCAUGUAGAUUUUAGAUUAUUUAUAUUCCUCUGUUUGAUGUCUCUUUCAAGUGUUUACAGUUCACCUCUCGAUUCACAUACAUUUAAUUCAGCCGCCAUUCAUCUAUAAACCAAAAGAAACAUAGUGUAUAUACUUCACAUCAUUUUCAUCAACUUUCAUGUUUUUCUCAGACAGUUUAAAACUACUUUAAAGAGAAUGUACUUUGUGAGAUGCUUAAAAGACUUGAGAGAGUGCCUUUUUAACAAGAUGCCUAUAAUUUAUUUCUUGAGCUGCUCCUUGUUAUCUCAUUGUUGUAGCGAGAUAGAACACACUGAGGACUUCACAUGGCCAAACUGUACAUUGAUGAAGUUCAGUAUAUUAGUUUAGAAGACAGUGUGGAAAUAGCUGGCAGUAAUGUGACUAAUAAAUGGCAUUUGGAACUCACAGAAUUUAGAUGGAUUUCAUUAUGACAUUUGGGGUGUAUCAAUGGACCAAAAGAAGAGGAUUCAUAUAGUAAUAGGUUAAACAGAAAUGUUUGUUGAACUGGUUAUCCAUUUGUUUAUUCCCAAGCAUUUUUUUAUUUUUUUUUUUUAUUUUGUGUGUUUACUUGUUGUGUCUGUUUUUUUCUCCCCUCUCAAAAGUGCACAUAUCUUUUUAUAUUUAUAGUAUAACCUUUUUAUUGUCAAAUGUAAUUUUCUGGAAUGUUUGUGAAAUGGAAAAAUUGUAAGGAACGUUUUUAUGCCUUUCAUGUAAACAAAGUUUAUUAUAUUCUA